AAUGUCAUUCGAUUGUUAAGUUCCACUUUUUCUUUUGCCUGGUGAAUAGUUUGUAUCGUGGCCGUCGCAUUUCGAUUUAUUGCAAUUAGUUCUGUUUUUUUCGAAGCAAAACGAAACAUGCACUACGUUAAAAUGGAAGAUGGCAAAGUAAUGCCAAUUCAAGAGAUGCUGAAAAGUAUUGAACGAUACAAUCCCGAGCAUCUCAAAGUAAUUGAAACAUACGUCGAAGAGCAGGCUCGCGACAAUCAGUACGAUCUCGAAGCAAAUCUGGCCUGCCUGAAGCUGUACCAAUUCAAUCCCCAACUGAUGAAUUUGGAUGUCACCUAUACGAUCCUUCUCAAAUCGCUCACUAACUUCCCGCACACCGAUUUCGUUCUGUGCAAGUGUUUGCUGCUUCCGGCCCAAAUGAACGAUGAUACGGUGAAGGAGAUCAUCUACUUAGCCGAUAUCCUGGAAAAGUGUGAUUUCACCUUGUUCUGGUCUCGGGUGGCAAAUAAUCCACAGUUUUUCAAGAAGAUCACCGGAUUUUACGAUUCAAUUCGGAAGUUUGUCUGUCAUGUUGUGGGUAUUACGUUCCAAUCGAUCGAAAAGGAGUAUCUGGUGAGGCUUCUCGGGGAUGUUGACGAUAAUGUCCUGCGUGCUUGGGUCAAUAAGAAUGGAUGGAAGGAAGAAGGACAAUACGUAACGGUUGCCAUGCAGGAGGGCAACAUUAAGACGAAACACAUUACAGAAAAGAUCGACUUCGAGAAUCUUGCACCUCUGAUGGCCAAUUGCUUGUAAACAUCAGAAUUUACGUACAGUGGUCAUUCCUAGAGUAUAAGUCAGGUCGGGUCUAUUGUUGGACCUAAUAAAACAUUCAGAACAACAUAAA
Toxorhynchites rutilus septentrionalis is the source of this 871-nucleotide messenger RNA. It is a transcript of the gene eIF3k, whose product is annotated as eukaryotic translation initiation factor 3 subunit K. Gene Ontology annotation, biological process: regulation of translational initiation. The record is from RefSeq and is a predicted model, not a curated record. The coding region runs from base 118 to 780 and encodes 220 amino acids. Lineage: Eukaryota; Metazoa; Arthropoda; Insecta; Diptera; Culicidae. Gene Ontology annotation, cellular component: eukaryotic translation initiation factor 3 complex; cytoplasm. The transcript has 3 exons. Gene Ontology annotation, molecular function: translation initiation factor activity; ribosome binding.